This is a messenger RNA of Andrographis paniculata, 687 nucleotides long. RefSeq lists its product as uncharacterized. Lineage: Eukaryota; Viridiplantae; Streptophyta; Magnoliopsida; Lamiales; Acanthaceae. The record is from RefSeq and is a predicted model, not a curated record. Bases 1 to 687 code for a protein of 228 amino acids. The transcript has 3 exons.
AUGUGCUUGGAAAAUACUAUUGCCCAUGAUAAAAAUUCCCCGAGCCAAGAUCGUGCAAAUGCCAUGAUCUUUUUGUGUCAUCACAUCGAUGAGGUACUGAAAAUGCAGUAUGUCAUGCUGGAAUCUCCACUUGAAUUGUGGGAGAAAUUGAAAGGAAGAUAUGAUCAUUUGAGGCUGACAUUGUUGCCAAGGGCACGAAGCGAAUGGCAAAGCCUAAGGUUUCAGGACUUUAAAACAGUCCAAGAAUAUAAUUCUGCCAUGUUUAAAGUAACAUCACAGCUGCGCCACUGUGGCGAAAAUAUAUUUGAAUCUGAUAUGAUGGAGAAAACUUUCUCCACUUUUCAUGCCUCUAACAUGGUUUUGCAGCAGCAGUAUCGCGAAAAAAGCUUCCAGAAAUAUUCUGAGUUGAUCACCUGUCUUUUGUUGGCCGAACAAAAUAAUGAAUUGUUGUUGAAAAAUCACGAAUCUCGGCCGACAGGUGCAAAUCUAUUUCCAGAGGCAAAUGCAAUACAACCGGCAAAUCCGGUGCCAAGUGCUAAUGAGCAUACUGCCCGCGUAAAACGUGGCAGACCGUUGGGUUUCAAGGAUAAGAAUCCACGAAAGAGGAAAAUUGUAAAUACUAGUGAAGAUAUCAACAAUGAUCAGAUAUCUGAAAAGGUGUUGGCGAUAACCAUGAUAGGAAGUUGA